AUGUGUUUAGCACUCAAAAAACCGUUUAUUUUUCCCUCGUGUGAAGCUGAAGCUAAGAAGAAGCUUCGUUUAUACAAGGACGAUUAUUGUAUUCUUGAAGAAAACAAGCUCAUUCUCAAGAAUUUCUAUUUUCCCACUCUUCAGUCUAAGAAAAUCAAUCUUGAAAAUAUUGAAGCCGUCUACUACAUAAAACAGAACGGACCCAACGAAAUCUGUCGUGUUGCUAGUUGGGGAACAUCAGGAACACCCAUAUGGUGGGCACGUGAUUUCAACAGAUCUGUCAAAAGAUGCCAUAAAAUGUUUUAUCAUGUUAUUAUUGAGAACGGUGAAGCAUACAUGAAAGGAUUUACUGUCAGGGAUAUUCAAUCAUUUCUACACGAACUUCACAUGCUUAUUCCUAAAGUUGAAAACUUCGUUAAUGAUUUUCCUCUCUGA
This is a messenger RNA of Auanema sp. JU1783, 435 nucleotides long. The record is from the annotation of a GenBank genome assembly. Lineage: Eukaryota; Metazoa; Nematoda; Chromadorea; Rhabditida; Rhabditidae.